AUGUCUCUAUAUAUCAACGACGCUACUGGUGUAGAUGAAUUAACCCGUACCGGUUCUAAAGAACAAACUUAUAAGACCCCAGCUUUUGCCUUGUUUGCUACCCAACAACAAGAUGCUUCUGCUCCGGAACCAAAACUUUAUGUGUUCAAAACUGAAGAAAAUGAUUACUUAGAGAUCUCUGCUUCUGCAUUGAAAAAGGCCCGUAAAGGUUGCGAUGGUUUGAAGAAGAAGGCCAUUAAGCAAAAGGAACAAGCUGCUAAGCAAGAAGAACAAGCUGCUGCUGCUGCCGCUAAGCAAAUGGCAAACUUACACAUUACCAUCGAAGAAGACAAAUCAUUGCCAGCCGCUCUUAAAUGUAAGAUCAACCAAGCUUAUGGUCAUGUCGGCGAAAGGGUUAAAGUUUCUGGUUGGAUCCACAGAUUACGUUCUAACAAGAAGGUUGUCUUUGUUGUCCUAAGAGAUGGUUCUGGUUACGUUCAAUGUGUCUUGACUGGUAACUUAGCUUUGGCUCAACAAACUCUAGAUUUGACUUUAGAAUCUACUGUUACUCUAUACGGUUCCAUCAAGAAGGUUCCAGAAGGUAAGAGUGCUCCAGGUGGUGUUGAACUAGAUGUGGAUUACUAUGAAGUUGUCGGUCUAGCUCCUUCCGGUGAAGAAUCCUUCUCAAACAAGAUCACCGAAGAUGCUGACCCAUCUAUUUUACUAGACCAACGUCAUUUGGCUCUAAGAGGUGAAACAUUAUCUGGUGUUAUGAAGGUCCGUGCUGCCCUAUUAGCUUCCGUCAGACGUGUCUACAAAGAAGAAAACUUGACUGAAGUUACUCCACCAUGUAUGGUCCAAACUCAAGUCGAAGGUGGUUCUACAUUAUUUAAACUUGAUUACUAUGGUGAAGAAGCGUUCUUGACUCAAAGUUCUCAAUUGUACUUGGAAACUUGUCUACCAUCUCUAGGUGAUGUUUACUGUAUGCAAGAAUCCUUCAGAGCUGAAAAGUCUCACACAAGAAGACAUUUGUCUGAAUACACUCACAUCGAAGCUGAAUUGGCUUUCCUAACAUUUGACGAAUUGUUACAACACAUUGAAACUUUGAUCGUUAAAUCCAUUCAAUAUGUCCUAGAAGACCCAGUCGCUGGCCCAAUUAUCAAAGAAUUGAAUCCAGAUUUCGUUGCACCAAAGGCCCCAUUCAUGAGACUAGAAUACAAAGACGCUAUCGAUUGGUUAAAGGAACACCAAAUCCUAAACGAAGAAGGUAAAGAGUUCCAAUUCGGUGACGAUAUUGCUGAAGCUGCCGAAAGAAAGAUGACUGACACCAUUGGUGUUCCAAUCUUAUUGACUAAGUUCCCUGUCGAGAUCAAAUCCUUCUACAUGCCUCGUUGUAAGGAUGACGCAAGAGUUACCGAGUCUGUGGAUGUUCUAAUGCCAACUGUCGGUGAAAUUACUGGUGGUUCAAUGAGAAUCAACAACUUGGAAGAAUUGAUGGCUGGUUUCAAGCGUGAAGGUAUCGAUCCAAAACCAUACUACUGGUUCAUUGACCAAAGAAAAUAUGGUACCUGUCCUCACGGUGGUUACGGUAUUGGUACUGAACGUAUCUUGGCUUGGUUAUGUAACAGAUACACUGUCAGAGACUGUUCCCUAUACCCUCGUUUCAGUGGUAGAUGUAAGCCAUAA
Maudiozyma saulgeensis is the source of this 1665-nucleotide messenger RNA. The record is from the annotation of a GenBank genome assembly. NCBI's taxonomy places the organism in Eukaryota, Fungi, Ascomycota, Saccharomycetes, Saccharomycetales, Saccharomycetaceae.